UGCAGUGGUGCGUUCCACCCGAAGCCGGAAGCGGCCGCACAUGGGCGCGGGGAGUGCGAGUGGUGCGGGUUCAGCCGCUGCUGCCGGGGCUGUGGGUGCUGCUGUUGCGGCCGUGUAUGCGGGCACGCUGCCGCCCGGCCUGCCCGGCGGGGACGCGGGGGAGCUGAUCACAGCCGCAUAUGAGCUUGGAGUCGCCCACCCGCCUGGCUACCCACUGUUCACGCUGCUGGCUGGGCUGGCCAUGAGGCUGCUGCCCGGCGGGGCCGCCGCGGGCCGUGUCAACCUGCUGGGUGCCGUGCUGGGAGCCGUGGCAGCCGCGCUGCUCUUCUACACCGUGCUCAGGCUUUCUGGCUCAUAUGCUGGAGGAAUCCUUGCUGCGGGGGUGUUUUCAUUUUCUCGUCUAACAUGGCAGUGGUCCAUCGCGGCGGAGGUUUUUAGCUUAAACAAUCUGUUUGUGGGGCUGCUUAUGGCUCUUACCGUGCAUUUUGAGGAGGCAUCCACUGCAAAAGAGAGAUCAAAGAUCGCCAAACUUGGUGCCUUUUGCUGCGGCCUCAGUUUGUGCAAUCAGCACACGAUAGUGCUUUAUAUCGCUUGUAUUGUGCCUUGGGUUCUCUUCCUGCUCUUCAGAAAGACGGAAUUGUCCCUAGGCCAUUUGCUGAAGUUGGGUUUAUGCUUCUUGGCUGGUUUGCUGCCUUAUCUCUAUCUGCCGGCUUCGUCCUACCUCAGUCGAGCCCGUUGGACAUGGGGAGACCAGACGACUUUUCGAGGAUUUUUGACCCACUUUCUCAGGGAGGAAUAUGGGACAUUCAAUCUGGCCAAGUCCGAGACUGGAUCCAGUAUGAGAGAGAUGCUGGUCUUCCAGCUGGUGCAGAUGAGGUUGGAGCUCUCCCUUCCUGUCCUCGUCCUGGCACUCUUGGCCUGUUUCAGCACAGCACUGCCGAUAAAGCAGCAGAAAUCACCCGUGAUUUGUCUCUUCGCUGGAAUGCUCUGUGUUUAUUCACUCUUCUUCGCCUGGAGAGCAAAUUUGGAUGUUACAAAGCCUCUGUUUCUGGGAGUGGUGGAGCGGUUCUGGAUGCAGAGCAAUGCAGCUGUGGCUGUGCUGGCAGGACUGGGGCUGGCUGCUCUCGUGUCCCUCGGAGGUGCAGUGCUGCAGGGCAGCCGGGUGCUGCUAUGGCUGGAGUGGGUUUCUGCUGGGGCUCUCGUCGCUGCUCAAGUUUGGGCCAACUAUAGUGAUUGUGAUCAGAGCAACAACUACGUUGUUGAUAAGUUCGCAAGAAACCUACUGUUCUCUAUGCCAAUGGGGGCAGUGAUUUUGCUAAGAGGAGACUUACCUGGGAACGCUCUUCGUUACCUGCAUUAUGUUGAAGGAGUGAGGCCAGAUAUCACAUUAGUGGACCAAGAGAUGAUGACUUACGAAUGGUAUUUACCCAAGCUGGCAAAGCACUUACCUGGGGUUCAUUUUCCUGGGAACCGGUGGAACCCUGUGGAAGGAAUGUUACCCGAUGGGACACUUGCUUUUAAUCUCCACCGUUUCCUCAAAGCAAAUAAACAUAAAGAAGUGUUUGUCUGCAUAGGUCUUCAUGAAGGGGACUCGACCUGGAGAAGGAGUUACUCGCUUUGGCCAUGGGGUACCUGUGAAAAGUUGGUUCCUUCUGAUGCUGUCUUUGACCCAGGAGAGUGGAUUCGUCUGACAAGAAAUCUCUAUAACUGGACUGAAGAGUAUGGGAGUUUCAAGCCCUCUUCCUGGGAAGCCGUCGCCAAUGAGGAGAUGUGGCAAGCCAGGAUGAAAACAGCUUUCUUUAUAUUUGGCCUUGCAGAAACUGCCAGCGUGCCUGCAGAAAUGAAAUCACAGCUGUACACGUUGGCAUACACUUCGUACAAAGAAAUUGUCAGCUCUCAUCCAAAUCACCCGGUGAACUGGCACAAAAACUACGCGAUAGCCUGCGAGAGGAUGUUGCGUCUCCAUCGGGUGGGUGAGGAUCCCGAGGCGUUGCUCUCCGAAACCGUUAAACAUUUCCUCCUGUACACCCAGAAAGCAGAGGACGAUCCCCAGCGGCAGGAUAUUCUACAGGCUGUGAACCACCUCCAGAAGGAGCUGCAGGGGCUGAGGGAAAUGAAAGCUGAGCUGAAGUGGCAAGCUGGAUAGUGCCUGUUCCACUGUGCCCCUUCCGAAGCGCUGAGAUUUUUGAGGUCAAUAGCUUUGACUUGCUCAUGGACAAUGUGACAAUGUUGGUAAAAGGUGACUAAAAGAGCAGAGAGCUCAGCAGGAAUGUACUGGUGUUUGUUAUUUGAUUGCUGUGGCCAAGUGAACAGUUUGUGUGUGAAGAAAGCUCAUCACAAAAUAAAAUACUGUGUUUCAAGAAGAGUUUCCUACCAAAGGCA
Molecule: messenger RNA, 2382 nt
Organism: Numida meleagris (helmeted guineafowl)
Lineage: Eukaryota; Metazoa; Chordata; Aves; Galliformes; Numididae
Gene: TMEM260
Product: transmembrane protein 260
Exons: 16
Coding region: 41-2146 (701 amino acids)
Source: RefSeq, a predicted model, not a curated record